AUGGGGAACAAAAUCGACCAAGUGGAUGUCUCUUCCGGCAUCUUUGUUGCCGGCGUCAAUCUUUGGUCCGUUAUGUUAGAGGUUGACAAUCGAGAAGCACGGCUUGUAGAAGCAGUAGUCGCAGCAUCAUUCUUGGCUACAUACGGACAGAUGUCAGUAGGAUGGAACAAUUGGCGCAAUGCCUCUACCAUUCUGUGUAAUGCAGUCACUGCAGAUAUCGAGGCGCUUACACCUGACCGACGAGUACUCACCGCUGUUCCCGCCUAUGCACUUGUCAGCUAUAUAUUUCUAAUUGACACUCUGCAAGCCACUCACUGCGGCCUUGCAGCCAACAUUUCGACAAAGGAGCUUUUCAUCAAAUUACCUGGCUCGGACCAUCAGUUCUGCGCGAUUUACCAUUCUCUUCUGCAAGGGAACCAGAUUCCACAAGACGUACACAACGAAGAAGAUGCUCUUCUACUGCUCACAGCUCUCCUCAGUGAUGUCGUCUAUGCGCAACGAUGUCUCCAGCUGAUGUCCUCCACUACCAGUGGGCUAUUGGUGCAUGGUUGCUUAAUGCCCCGAAGUCCCUUUACGCCUUUAUCGGCGGCUUCGGAAUUUUCUCGACUUAACGAGGCCAUGACUGCUGGGCUCUCACGAUGGGAGCGUAUCUUUGAAAACCAUGUUGGCAAGGACAUUCUCGCCUUGCAAUGUUUUUGCAAAUUACAGCUCAUAUGCCCUGAUACCUGGAAACUGCCGCAGAUGGCAGGCUAUGGAGAGACGCAGUCUGAAGGGGAAUGCCUCCGUCCCUCUGAGCGUUUCGAGGUAUCGGACAAAGCUGCGGCACUCGCUUGGCAAGUCCUAAAUUGCUGUCAUCAUCUACCAUCGGAGAGUAAAUUAGCUGUCUGGUUGCCAGUAAUCGUGUUCCUAUGCGCAUUGACUAUAUGGCAGAAACUGCGCACCGAACCUUCGCAUUAUGGGAGCUUGAGAGUUCUCGAUCUUUUCAGCAAGGAGAUCGCAGGAUACCAUUGGCCUUGCAGCAUCGAAAUGGUUCGAACACUGGAGAGGCUGAUGCAGAGUUGA
Exophiala spinifera is the source of this 1062-nucleotide messenger RNA. RefSeq lists its product as uncharacterized. NCBI's taxonomy places the organism in Eukaryota, Fungi, Ascomycota, Eurotiomycetes, Chaetothyriales, Herpotrichiellaceae. The record is from RefSeq and is a predicted model, not a curated record. The coding region runs from base 1 to 1062 and encodes 353 amino acids. The transcript has 4 exons.